Molecule: messenger RNA, 7040 nt
Organism: Orussus abietinus
Lineage: Eukaryota; Metazoa; Arthropoda; Insecta; Hymenoptera; Orussidae
Gene: Sk2
Product: sphingosine kinase 2
Exons: 7
Coding region: 2607-4547 (646 amino acids)
Biological process (GO): sphingosine biosynthetic process
Cellular component (GO): cytoplasm; intracellular membrane-bounded organelle; membrane
Source: RefSeq, a predicted model, not a curated record
GCGGAGUGCGGAGGUCGGCAUCAGUGGGCGGAACAGUCUACGCCGAGUGGUAUGAUCCUCCAGUGAAGUGUCCCUUUAUUUACCGUGCGUCCCGCCGCGUACCGAGAAAGCGUCAAAGACGCGAUUUCGGAGGACCUAGGACGGUUAAUUCGGUGGCCGGGCCGCGACUAGCAUGCCCUGUUUCGUCCAGAACGAACUUCUCCCCGGCUGAUCGAACGUCGCCCGGAAGCACACUCUGACGCUCGCGAGGGCUGCCCGCCGAACCCCGUUCCUUCGCCCCUCUCGCCCCGUUUCGCCGAGCCGGAUCUUCUCGCGAACCGAGGAGUGAACUCGGUCUCAAUUGAAAGAUUGACGAUACCCGUCGAUACCGACUCGAGCCGGCCGAAAUCGUUCCUUAGGCUGCACGCUGCAUCCCGGCCGCUGCGAAUUCGCCCGCGCGAAACGCGGCAACGCAGGACAGCUGCCCCUAGCGAUCGCCGAAGGUUUUGUAGACCGAAGGUUUCGUCGGUCCCCGUCUGGGCCUCGAAAUUGCGAGCGAAAACCAAACCGCCGUUCUGAGCGAAUGCCCCUGAACGAUUUGCUGCCGAUCGCCGUCAGUUAUCGGUCCACCUGUUUCAGAUCGAGAUUCGAGACCUGACCAAGAGAUUCGACCCUCUCGAUCGGGCGCUCGAUUAAACCUGUGAACGAAGAGGAGUGAUAUACGUGAAGACAGGUUACCUUGAUAACCGAAGAGACUCCUAGAUUGUUCGGGAGUUGAUCGCCGAUCUUUGAAUUCGAUACUCUUAAUCAGGUAUUUCUUUAAUUUUCUGAAGAACAAAGAGGAGAGUGAUUACAUAAGGACAGGUUGCCGUGAUAAUCCGGAGAGACGUUUCGAGGUAAACGCUUAGAUUCUCCGAUUGUUCCAUGCCUAAUCGCCGAUCGUGGAAUUUAAUACUUUCAAUCAGGUGCUGCAUCAGUUCCCCGAAGAACGAGUAUAGAGGAAUUUCAAUACUUUCAAUCGAGUGCUCCAUUAAUUCCGUGGAGAGGGAAUUAAAGCGAUUACGCGAGGACAAGGUGCCGUGAUCAGGCGAAGAGACGCUUGGAGGUAAACGCCGGCGAUUCGAUAAUCAAUCAUAAUUCAAUUCUUUGAAAUUCCCGGUCUCUUCGGCCCCGACUGAUUUCUGCUGGUCGUUAACGAUGGAGAAUGGAAUCCAAUGAUUGAACAGCGGGAGAUUUUGAGCACUCGAUAUCGAACAUUGUGUUCCCUUCCGACUCGACCCGGACGAGCUGUUCCCCAAAACUUUGACCGAUGAAUGGAGAGGAAGCCGCUAUCGGUAUCUCCGUGGCCGAUUCAAGAGGACUCAAGGGUUACCGAUCGAGCAAGGUGCACCGAUUAUGCACCGAGAGAGAGAGAAGACGAUAAGAUCGAGUCGUAAUCAGAGAGAUCCGGAGGUAAUACGAGGUCCACUGGGAAGGUUCGAUCAUACUAAUCGCCAUUAAUCGGCGAAACUAAAAGACAAUCGCAGAUUGCGUAAUAGGACGAAGCGUGAUAAGGGCAUUUCCGGUAACUAGGGUGCCAAGAGUGUCGAUCGAUUUAUCGAUACGCCGUUCAUUUUGUGCGGCCGUAAUUUUCAAGCGGUAUUGUAAUUUCCCCCAGUACUCGAGGAGGGUUUAAUCGGGACCGCUCGGUAGAAUAUGAGGAAAUAAAAUAAUAUAAUAAUUGUUUGAGAGUUGAACGGUGUAAAGCAGCCGCCCUUUGGACGAGCGAACUGGUUCCGAUCGAUCGUCGUCGAGGGUUCUGGGAUCGGAGGGUUUAAAUUAGCCCAUUAUAUAAACAAACCGCAGAAACAGGCGUCAAUUAGAUUUAUCGCAUUUGGCGGCAUUGAGGCGUCAAUCGUCUACGUAGCGAAAAAUCAAAGCUCAUUACUACCCGAGUGCAGAUUCCGCCGAUGCGCGGAUAACUACGAUUGAAUCAAUCUAUCGGAAACUCGUGCUCCGACAAGACAGCUCCGGAAAGAGGGUCGGAUCGAUCCAACGGAGAGAUACAGUCGAGUGGUGAAACACGAGGACCGAUUACCGAACGUCCUCCUCGAUCUGGCGAGGUGCGAUUACUUUUGACAAGGGUUAACGGUCUGAGAGCGCCAGUGCCACACUAGGUCAGAUAUCGAAGAAUAUAUUGGAUAAUGGAAGGAUAAAGAAGAAACACCUCUAAGGAGGCCUAGAAUCCAAACUGAGAAAUUAUACCAUGCGACUAUCCGAGAACAAUGCUCUGCUGAAUUGAAAGCGACGUCCAGCGGAAGUGCGACUGAUAAGGCAACUCGAUACACCUUGGGAGAGGGGAUUAAAAUUAUAGGAUAUCAGAUAUCGAAUCGGUGACGAUCGGAGUUGUCGAAGACAUCGGGUGAACAGUCGCGCGGCGAGUCGAUGCCCCGGCUGGGUCGGGUCAGCUGAUCAAUCAGCUGAUCGGUACCGACCGAAUCGGUCGAUUCGAACUAAAACCGGGAACGUGGGAUGCUCGACCUGGUGGAGGACGAUCGAAGGUGAUGGACAGGUCCAUCGAAAGUUUGGCCCGGUAAAUCCUGGGGAAGUUUUUAGGUCUCCGGAGCAGUCCCUGCAUGUCGUAGAUCAUGGCGGAGGACGCACAGGUACGCGUCAGCACGGUCCUCGAGGAGACCUUCUACAUCACCUCGAAGAAGAACACGAUAUACAGGGUGAAGCUGACCGAGAAGGGUCUCAGCUUGCAGAAGGAGAGCAACGGAUCCACCAAGACCGAGACAAUAAGCCUGGGGGACAUCGUCGGCUGCAGGUGCAUGCGCUCCAAGAGACUCGCCGGGAAGAGCAGCUGCGCCUGCCGACCUGGGGCCUCCAAGGCGCAGCUCAGGCUCGUCGAGUCCACCGAGGCCUUCCAGCCCUACGACGAGUACGAUACCUCGGCUUAUCUCUACAUUUAUGCCUACACCGUGAAGAAGAGCCGCGUAAAGGGCGGCCGACGACGAGAGAGGACCACUGUCACUCUCAGGUUCCGCAGCUUCGACAGGUACGAGGACAACCUGAGGGAGGCCAGCAGGUGGAGGCUCGCCAUCAAGUGCCUCGUGGCCAAGGUGCCCGUGCCGAAGAACCUAAUGAGCCCCAGCCACGGGAACCUCGAUGCUCUCCUCAGCGCAUGUCCAGGCGAGCAACGAAAGCUGCUCGUUUUCCUGAAUCCGAAAUCCGGCCCCGGGAGAGGCAGGGAGACCUUCCAGAAGAGAAUUCAUCCCAUCCUCUCGGAAGCUGAGAGGCCUUACGAGGUGCACAUCACGAAGCACUCGAAUUACGCCCGGGAGUUCGUGCGCGUCAAGGAUAUUUAUCAAUGGUGCGGAUUGCUGAUGGUCGGUGGUGACGGGAUUGUCUUCGAGGUGGUGAAUGGCCUCUUCGAGCGGCCGGAUUGGCAAAAAGCCAUGAAGGAGUUGCCCCUCGGCGUAAUUCCUUGCGGAUCCGGGAAUGGACUUGCCAAGUCGAUCGCAUACGCCCAACAGGAACCGUACGACCAUAAUCCGAUGUUGGUGAGCGCCCUUGCGGUGGUCAAGUCGAAGAGGACGGUGAUGGACCUGGUUCGCGUGGAGACCAGGAAACAAAUCGUCUUCUCUUUUUUGUCCAUCGGUUGGGGUCUUUUGGCGGACAUAGAUAUCGAGAGCGAAAGCCUUCGUGCCAUAGGGGGCCAAAGAUUUACGGUUUGGAGCGUUGCUAGGCUCAUCGGGCUUCGUACCUACAAGGGGAAGGUGUCCUACCUGCCCUGCGAGAAGUUGCCGUCCACCGAUGUUAAGAGCAACGGCACCAUUUAUCGGAAAGACAACAAGGACGAUGCGAGGAUAUCGCACUCGAGGAGCUACGGCGACCAACUGGAUAGGUACAGCGGUGCAUGCGAGCUGAAGAGCUAUCACAACACCUUGGACAGGGAAACCAACGGGUCUUACGACGAGUUUCACGAUUUCGAUAACGACGACGAGGUCAUCACGGACAGUCUCGCCUUGGAGACGGAAACUCAGAGCAGACACAGGCUCGACAGCUUUUACUCGGCCACUUCGAAAAAAUCGGCGUACUACAGUACUGCCUCGAUUUCCAGCUAUCACAGUAUAGAGGACUCCGAGGGUAUAAGGCAAGGUACUGAUGGUCAGAACUCCAAUCGAGUCGUGUAUGGGCCUUCGUCUACUUUGCCUGCUCUCACUGCCCAACUUCCAAAUACAUGGACUCAGGUUCAAGGGGAAUUUGUAAUGGUGCACGCUGCUUAUCAGUCUCAUCUGGGGCAAGAUUGUUUCUUCGCUCCUCGUGCUAAACUUGCCGAUGGAAUAAUCUGGCUACUGAUCAUCAGGGCAGGUAUCACCAGGGCCAGUCUCCUUCAGUUUUUGCUGGGACUGAGUACAGGGACCCAUCUGACCUGUCCAGGAGUCGAGAUGAUUCCCGUAAAGGCGUUUCGAAUUGAACCCAUGGAAGGUACAGUGGGUCACUUAACAGUGGACGGGGAACAAGUUGACUACGGCCCGAUCCAAGCAGAAGUGUUCUCAUCUCUAGCAACAGUUAUGAGUCCUUGAUAAAUUCCUUCAAGGAUUUUCCUAAUAGAGAAGAUUAAUCAAAAUAAAACAGCGAUGUGGUUGGUACGAACACGUCGCUGAGUUAAUCAGUCUGUUAUUGGACACGAUUUCGUAAAAUCGUGUCGCGUUUCCGUGAACUGUUAGACGCUCAUUGGUUUUUGAUCAGUGAAUCUGCUAGACUGCGAUAGAUAAUGUUGACGCGUUGUUACAUAGUAAAUCAAUUAAGAGCUUUCUACAGAUUCCAUGAAGGGUAGAUGGAAUGACUAGUUGUAGCGUAGAAACCAUUUGACGUUUCAAUUAAAGCUCCUCGAGGUGGUUCUAAGCGUGGCUUUCAAUUGCAAGUUGCAAUUGAAAUCGUAAUGAAUUUGAAGGGCGGUUAUAGGUCGAAGAGAAACUAUUAAUCCAUGCUAAGGACAAUUAGAAAUCUAUAUUAGAUGGGAUGUAUACAAAUUGUUAUAUUGUUAUUCAACAAACUUUGUGGAACUUCCAAUCACUAUAUCAAAACGCAUUCCAUGGAAACACGGUUUAAUGGAUAGACGUGAUAGUUUUUCUGGACUUAAAACACGUUAUCGGGCAGUUUAAAAAACGCUGUCGAAACUGUAUCAUAGCAGGAAGAGGAAUCUAAUUAUGAAUGUUAAAAUAUUCUCAUUCUUUAUUCUCGGUUUUUCAUUCGAGCAUCAUUUCAAUAUUUAUAGAAUAAUCCCGUUUGAACGAAAGAACUUUAUUAAUGUUUAUAUUUGGCAACUCGUAUUGGAAGAAAAGAAAACAUACAAAGUUCUACUUUAAGCUGCGAGUGCUGAAUAUAUUGUUCAGUCGUGACAAUUUACUUAAGAAGUCUAUUCUGACAAUCACCAUUUAUAUCUACCCGUCGUUGUUUGUAAAAUUUCAAUGUUUACUUCAAUCAGUACUACUUAUUGUAGUCGUUUCUGGGAAGCCCAUUGACCGUAACAAAGUUAUACUAUCAAACUGGGUAAAUAUUCAUCCGAGCAAUAUACUGAAUAAUGUUUUAAUUUACUUUAGAUGUGCGAGCUCUAAUGCUUCUCGGUUCAGGCUGUAAAGCGUCUAAAUUAAACGUAGAAUGACAGCGAUUCUAGAAAUGUAUUGCACAUCUGUUAUUAACGGAUAACCUUCACUAUCUGAUUGUAUGCUGCACAUCAUACAAGUUCGCAAUUUGUAUGUCCACUUUUAGCAAUGUUCUUCUCACAUCUGGGUCUUCUAUUCUAUGAACUUGCAUCUGUACAUAGAUCCGUCGUCAGGCAUGGUGUGAUGUUCUAUAAGGAUUUUUAUAGUUAUUCGAGAAUACCUGCCGUCGUGAGUCAGAUAUUGUUAAAUAGCUCACUUUCGAUCUUUUUUAAGCUACUUAUAUACCUCGAUUGAAAUAUUUUGUUACUAUAUAAGACAAAAAUGGGAGUAAGUCUUGAAUAAAUAGCACAAAGGGGUAACAGGCUUCGUUUAAAUUUAAAAUUCAGGACUCUUCUUAUAGGUGUUUUUGUUCAAGAAAUUCCGACGGUUUUUAUUUACUUUAGUAACUUCUUUAAUCAAUCACCGAAAUGCAUGGAAACGUACAGUUUUCUGAAGCCUGUUCUAAUUCCCUACGUCAAUUGUUCUUGGUACGCUUUAUCAAGGCUUACCUCCUGCGCCAAUUUCGUAAACAAAAAAAAAACAUUUUAUAUUGCAAAGUUUUCGUUUGUUUUCCAAGACAAUUUUUCUAUGAAAUGGUUUAUUUGUAGUCUACGGUGUAAUUUUAGAAACUUGGUGCCAAGAUGAACCAGGUGAUAUUUGUACUAUAUAUUUAGAUGUUUCAGGAGCUUCUUAGGAAACGAGUUGCUACUACGUAUUGUUAGUCAUUUUUGCUUUAAUGGCAGAAAUUGUACAUGAAAAUGCAAUUUUUCACGGUCGAGUUCAGCAAUGGGGAAUUACUCGAUGAAACUGACUCCUGUAUGACCGUAACACCACUGAAGGUGGACAAUGUUAAAAUGCACCUGUUCUUGGAUGAACAGGUACGCAGGGCUGAAAAGAGACAAGAGAAACAUCGUUGAUGUUAUAAGAUAUAAGCAUUGCAAAUGAGCAUUAUGCUUUUUUGUUUUCUUUUCGUUCUUAUAGUGUCUCACACCGCCUUAUAUGUAUGUACAUUUAGUCGAAUAAUUCCAAGUCAUCCUAUAUAGUUAUUAAUUAUGAGAUAAAUUUUAUAUUUCUCAUGCGUUACUAUGAAUUUUGCCCACUACAGAUAAAGUAUAGAGUAACUUGAAAAUUUCUAGUUGGGGAAAUUAUAAAAUGACUAAUCAAUGGACUGCGAAAAUACAUCAUCGAACAGCAUUAUAUUCGUGCUUCAGUUUCCACUGUAAGCCGAAAGCUGUGGUUCGAACAUAUUUUAAGUAUGUUCAAUUUAUUUUUAAGAAUCUAUUUCCUAAAAGAUAGGUUCCAACAUUUGUGCACUUGUUAUUGGAAAUUUAAAAUGCAUUAUUGAAAAUAAAGGUAACCCCGAUAAACAGG